Molecule: messenger RNA, 694 nt
Organism: Symbiodinium sp. CCMP2456
Lineage: Eukaryota; Dinophyceae; Suessiales; Symbiodiniaceae
Source: the annotation of a GenBank genome assembly
GUUGAUCACGGCUGAGACGAAGGCGCUUGCAACUUGCGCCUCCUCGAAGAAGGCCGUGGCUUCCGAGGUGAAACUCGCCGACAAGGAGUGUCGUCAGUUGGGUGACGUGCAGGAGAAGAUGUACCAACCACUGAAGCAGGCGCACGUGCACGGCGCGGCGGCCCGGAAGCAGAUCAACGCUUUGUGCAAGGCUGGGCAGAAGGUCGGCUUCCACAAGGAGCUUCUUGGCGUGGCGCCAGCAGUUCUGAGGAAGGAGCUUGCGCGCCGACGGACUUUUGACCAGCUAGUGGUCAAGUCGCUGGACGCGGAGUUUGCAAAGCAAGCGGAGGCGCUCCGGUCCAAGUUGGAAGAGACCCAGCAAAGCCUGGAGGAGCAAGAGCAGACUCUUGAGUCCAAGAAGAAGGCCGUGGCUACUGCCAAGGAGACCAUCAAGGAGACCAACCGACAGAUCGAGGAGGCGACAGACGCCGUAGAGACGGGAAGGAGGUCCCUGGCGGCGGCCAAGAAGAAAAUCAAGGGACUGCCCUCUGUGCUGAAGAAAGUUCAGCGCAACUACGACCGCGUGCAAGGUCGCUACGACAAGUUCCGCGGUGGCCCGCUCUCGGCGUACUUGAAGCAUCAACCGGUCCGGGAAGUCCCUGACGACGAUGAAGAUGACAUGCAGGUCGAUGCCACCCUGGACGACGAAGAGUGA